UUCAUACACUCUGCGGUCUCCGAUGAUGUAAGCUUGGUUCUAUUUAAGCUGAUGAGAGAUGAGAGUUGAUCUCCGCGAAACAAUCGUCACAGUCCUGGUCCUGACUCACUCAUGACCAUUUAACCUUUGGACCCUCUCAUCUCUCUCUCUCUCUCUCUCUCUCGUUGGUUCUCUAUCUUCGCGAGGGAGAGAAAUGGCUGAAACUGAACAGAAAAUGGAAAAGAAUAUUGCAUUAACCGGAACUCCGGCCAAACGCCAGAACAAACGGUUCGCUAUGGCUUGUGCGACGAUAGCAUCCAUGGUUUCGAUUUUGCUGGGUUAUGAUAUUGGUGUGAUGAGUGGAGCUGUGAUUUUCAUCAAAGACAACUUGCAUAUAACUGACACACAAGUAGAAAUCCUGGUCGGGGUUUUCCACUUGUACUCUCUAAUCGGAUCAACAGCGGCAGGAAGAACAUCCGACUGGAUUGGUCGUCGAUGCACUAUUAUCUUUGCUGCUGUGAUCUUUUUUGUCGGGGCUCUAAUGAUGGGUCUUGCACCAAAUUACGCCUUCCUCAUGGUGGGUCGAUUCGUGGCCGGAAUCGGCGUCGGCUAUGCUCUCAUGAUCGCUCCAGUGUACACGGCCGAGGUGGCACCGACCUCUUGCCGAGGCUUCUUAACGUCGUUCCCUGAAGUCUUCAUCAACGGCGGAAUCUUACUUGGUUACGUUUCCAACUACGCCUUCGCUGGGCUCCCAAAUCACCUCAACUGGCGACUCAUGCUCGGAAUCGGAGCGAUCCCUUCAGUCCUCCUGGGUUUUGGCGUAAUGGGUAUGCCCGAGUCACCUCGUUGGCUGGUGAUGCAGGGCCGGCUCGGUGAGGCUAGACGGGUGCUCAACAAAACCUCUGAGUCUAAGGAGGAGGCCGAAUUUAGACUCGCCGAUAUCAAGGAGGCUGCCGGAAUACCAGCGGAGUGCAACGACGAGGUCAUCCAGGUUGCGAAACGCAGCCACGGAGAAGGUGUGUGGAAGGAGCUCCUCCUCCGCCCGUCACCGUCCGUUAGACGAAUACUAAUCGCAGCCAUCGGUAUACAUUUCUUCCAACAAUCUUCUGGCAUAGAUUCUGUGGUGUUAUACAGCCCACGGAUAUUCGAGAAGGCAGGGAUAACGAACAGAAACAAGAAAUUGGGAGCAACGGUAGCCGUCGGAUUCGUGAAGACCUGCUUCAUCUUGGUGGCUACGUUUCUUCUGGACAGAGUCGGACGGCGUCCAUUGCUUCUCAGCAGCGUUGCCGGCAUGAUAGUUUCUCUGGUGGGGCUAGCAACUGGGCUGACGGUAAUCGAAAAUUCAGACAAGAAGCUUCCGUGGGCCAUCGUCCUAUGUAUCAUGAUGGUAUUAACAUUCGUAGCUUCCUUCUCGAUCGGUCUGGGGCCCAUCACUUGGGUAUACAGCUCGGAGAUCUUCCCAUUGAGGCUGCGUGCUCAGGGCGCGGCCGUGGGAGUCGCAGUGAACCGGGUUACGAGUGGAGUCCUGGCGAUGACGUUCAUAUCACUGUACAAGGCCAUAACUAUUGGUGGUGCCUUCUUCUUGUACGGCGGAGUAGCAACGGUGGCGUGGUUCUUCUUUUUUACCUUCCUACCGGAAACACAGGGAAGAGCACUUGAGGAGACGGAGGAGUUGUUUGGUAACUUCAGAUGGAGAUCGGCGCUGACGAAGAAGAAGAUGAACAAGAACCAGAACCAGAGCCAGCUGGGCCAAGAACAGCCGACCGGUAUUAGUCAGGUUCAGUUAGGAACGACCAAAGGGCAACCCUAGUUUAGAGGCUAGGGCCCCUCCCUACCUACAGCUGCAAUAUGUGAAGUUACACAUUUAGCAUCUAUCUACUUUCCUAUUUUCUCUAGUUUAUCAUCCAAGUUGUAAGAAAGUCGUAACUCGUGAUGUGAGGUGUAGGGCCCGGGGUGGGUGUUGGAUUCCAAUCGAAUGCUUCUGAUUUGGACAGCCAAAUUUAUGUAAUUGAAAAAGGUGAAAGUGAAAGUGAAAAUGAGAAGGAAAAGAAAAUUAGUUUUUACUGUGACAGUUUCAGGCCUUAUUUUUGUUUGUUCA
Molecule: messenger RNA, 2077 nt
Organism: Nelumbo nucifera (sacred lotus)
Lineage: Eukaryota; Viridiplantae; Streptophyta; Magnoliopsida; Proteales; Nelumbonaceae
Product: polyol transporter 5-like
Biological process (GO): transmembrane transport
Cellular component (GO): membrane
Molecular function (GO): carbohydrate:proton symporter activity
Source: RefSeq, a predicted model, not a curated record